AUGGACCACCCUGGCGCGUCGAUGAGCGAAUGGGCCGUUGUCGGUUCGCGAGAGGGCGUCGCGGCCGUCCUUUUUGGGGCUUUGAAGGGCUUGUUUUCUGCAGCCCUCGCUGCCCUUCCACUUAUCGCCUCCCAUGAAUUCGCGCCAGAUUCCCCAGACGUCGCCGCGCUGCUUGUUCAGACGCGCGGCCUGCAGUCUUGGGGAGGGCGCCUCGGCCACCAGGGCAAUCUCCGCCUCAGUCUCAAGGUUUUCCGCGGAGUUUGCCGCGGUUCCGAGUUCGUCUGCUGGGGCGCUUUCAGAACAGAUGGUGGCCCGAAAUUUCCAGAUGCGGUGGAUCUGGAUACAAGGUUUGCCCGCAAAGAUGGGCUGCGCCACCUGGCAGGCCAACAGGUGCAAGGCCACCAUUGA
Molecule: messenger RNA, 408 nt
Organism: Prorocentrum cordatum
Lineage: Eukaryota; Dinophyceae; Prorocentrales; Prorocentraceae
Source: the annotation of a GenBank genome assembly